Symbiodinium sp. CCMP2592 is the source of this 1584-nucleotide messenger RNA. NCBI's taxonomy places the organism in Eukaryota, Dinophyceae, Suessiales, Symbiodiniaceae. The record is from the annotation of a GenBank genome assembly.
AUGGGCGGCGGCAUGGGCGGCGGCUGCAACCCAAUGGCUCAGCAGCAGAUGAUGAUGCAGCAACAGCAGCAGAUGAUGAUGCAGCAGCAGCAAAUGAUGAAUAACAUGAUGAUGGGAGGCGGCGGGUGCGACAUGAAGAAGAUGCAAGAGAUGAUGAAUCAGAUGAUGGGCGUCUCUGGAUCCAAGAAGGAGAAGAAGGGCGACAAGUCGGGCAAGAAGAAGCCAAAGAGCAACGACAUGGUCAUCUUCGUUGGAGGUCUGCGCAAGACUACCGAAGAGGACAGAGUCACAGCCCACUUCGCGAAGUUUGGCCAGGUGGAGCAGGUAGACAUCAAGCGGCUCCCCGAUGGCACUUCUCGGGGUUUUGCGUUCGUCAAGUUCUCCGACCACGACGCAGUGGAGAAAGUGAUCGAUGCCCAUGCGAAGCACAUGAUUGACAACAAGUGGGUGGAGGUCAAGCGCCACGACGGCAUCGCCGCAUCAGCCGGGCUUACCACCUCCAUGCAGAAGGCCACAGAGGAGCCUGAGGAGGAGGCAGAGCCCCCGGGAGAGGAGUUUGCUGAGAAGUGGUCUGAGCAGUAUCUCGCGAUGGCUUCGAAGCUCGCCGAGAAUGAGAAGGACGGUGGAGGCGAAAAAGAAGCCGGCAAAGAAAGUGGCAGUUCCAAGAAGAGCCCCUUCGAGAAGCUCAUGAAGCAGAUGGGCAUGGAUCCAGCCGUCAUGAAGCAGAUGGGCAUGGACCCGAAGCAGAUGGAGGGCAUGUUCAAGCAAAUGGGCAUUGACCCCUCCAUGAUGACGCAGAUGAUGGGAAGCCCGGCCGAAAACAUGUACUUGUAUCAUUUCGACGGAUACUCCUGGCUUUGGUUGCAAGAUGCAGUCGGGCCCGAUGUGGACUCUUGGACCCUGGCAUACUGCGCUUUCAUCGCUGCUGUCCUGGUGGCAAUGGUGGCAUGGGCGGAUGUGGCCCAGGCUGCGGUCCGGGAUGCAUGGGCCCUGGCUGUGGCGGCUGCGGUGGAUGCGGCGGCUGCGGCGGUGGAGGAGGACGAUGCAUGGGAUGUGGUGGGUCUGGUUGCGGCAACGAGUCGCUUCUUGGUGGCAGAGUACCCGUCGUGGGUCAGCUACUUGCGUCGGCGCCCUCGGACCGCCGUGACCGCUCGCGGUCGCCUCCCAAGGGAGGAGGUGGUGGCACAGGUCCCGGGCCUUGCGGACCUUGCGGACCCUGCGGCCCGGGCCCUUGUGGCCCUUGCGGCCCAGGACAUUCUUCUGCACACCCAACUUUUCGCACUGUUGGCUCAGAGCUUCAUGGGCUUCUUUCUCCCCAUGAAACAGUUUGGGAUUCAGGGAAAAGAAACAGAGCGCCUUCAAGGACCCUGUGGCCCCGGCCCCUGUGGCCCAUGUGGCCCGGGGCCCUGCGGCCCCUGCGGUGGUUGCUUAGGCUUCUUGGCUGAUGAUAACACAGCUCCAUUGCUUCGCCCGUCGGCGAUCAAUCACAGAAGGAAAAAAGAAGGCGAGCCGAUCAUUCGCAUUAUUCGCAAGACGGGACGCUGCGCUUGUUCCAAGUUUAACGGCAUACGGGCAUACCCUUGA